This is a messenger RNA of Punctularia strigosozonata HHB-11173 SS5, 1872 nucleotides long. RefSeq names its product aldehyde dehydrogenase. NCBI's taxonomy places the organism in Eukaryota, Fungi, Basidiomycota, Agaricomycetes, Corticiales, Punctulariaceae. The record is from RefSeq and is a predicted model, not a curated record. The transcript is spliced from 5 exons. Bases 139 to 1797 code for a protein of 552 amino acids. Gene Ontology annotation, molecular function: succinate-semialdehyde dehydrogenase (NAD+) activity.
CGGAUGCUGACAUCGACGAACGUUGAAGAUGGAGUUGGACACCCACGGGUUUAACAAUACUUUACACGGGCGUAUAUAACCUGCGAUUCGACCCUGCACUACCCGGUAUUCGUUUUCGUAUCGCCAUCGCCAACCACCAUGAGCGCCGAGGCCUUCAAGCCUGCGAACAACGACCAGAUCGUAACCGAUUGCAAGGAGCUGGAAGCGCUCUUCCCUUCCUCGAAGGAGAAACUACCUCAUGUGCCAUCGUACAAAGGCAACCAAUAUCUCGUCAACGGCGAGGUCAAAACGUUCACGAAGUCCACCACCAAGAUCGCCACCGCGAUCUACGCCGGAGCCGAACGCGUCGUCAUCUCCGAGUUUGCGCGAUGUGACAAGGACGUCGCGCUCGAAGCGUUGAAGGCUGCGCAGGACGCGUGGGGAAGGGGGCUCGGAGCGUGGCCUCGAGCGACCAUCCAGGAACGGGUGAAGGCGAUGCAUGGAUUUCUGCUGGAUUACAAGGCGGCCAAGGAACAGAUGGUCGAGCUCCUGAUGUGGGAUAUCUGCAAGAGUAGGAAAGACGCGGAGGACGAGAUUGACCGGACCAUCGACUUCAUCAAGCAGACGAUCGACGAGGCUAUCAAAUUGUACAACAGCGAGACAAAAUUCGAAGUUAGCGCCGGUGUUGCAGCGCAGAUACGGCAUAUGCCUGUCGGCGUGGUUCUUGCAUCAGGGCCUUUCAACUAUCCCAUGAACGAAUGCUACACGACUUUCAUCCCGGCGCUUACGGCGGGCAACACGGUCAUCGUCCGCAUCCCGCGUAAUGGCGCUUCGCCACACUUCCCGACGCUCGAGCUGUUCGAGAAGCACUUCCCUCCUGGCGUCAUCAACAUCCUCUCCGGAUCGGGGCGGGAGAUCAUGACGCCGCUCAUGGAAAGCGGCGGCAUCGAUUACCUGGCGUUCAUCGGGCGCAGUACCAGUGCAAGCGCGCUCAUCAAAACGCACCCCGAGCCUCACCGUCUACACGUGCUGGCGCAGAUGGACUCAAAGGACUGCGCCAUCCUGCUGGAAGACGCGGACGUCGCUCUGGCGGCCAAGCAUUGUGCCUCCGGCGCGUUCUCCUUCAACGGCCAGCGCUGCACUGCGAUGAAGCUCGUCUGGGUUCACCGCUCGAUCGCCGCCGAGUUCGUGCCCAAGUUCGCGGCGGAGGUCGACGCGAUGAAGAUCGGGAUGCCGUGGGAGGACGGGGUGAAGAUCACGCCGCUGUGCGAGGACGGCAAGCCGGACGGGAUCCGGGACUUCGUAGAGGACGCGCUGAAGCACGGGGCGCACAUACUGAACAAGAACGGGGGCCGGUUCGCUCGGUCCCUCGCGAGCCCGACGGUCGUGGGCCCGGUGACCAAGGAGAUGAAACUCUGGAGCGAAGAGCAGUUCGGGCCUGUGUCGCCCGUUGCCGUGUUCGACGACGUCGAGGAGCCGCUCGAGUGGGUCGCGAGCUCCAAGUAUGGGCUACAGUCGGCCGUGUUCGGGUAUGACCCCAGGAAGCUGGCACGCGUCGUGGACGCCCUCGCGAUGCACGAGGGGAGGGUGAACAUCAACUCGCCUGAUAAACGCGGGCCGGACGUGUUCCCGUUCACAGGGAAGAAGAACAGCGCGUUGGGGAUGACGAAUGCGAAGGAGGCGUUGAAGCUUUUUGCGAUCCCGACGAUCGUGGCGACGCAGGUGCAGGACGAGAGGAGCCUGGCGGCGGUGGAGGGAUUGAUCCGGGGCGGGGAGAGCACGUUCUUCAACAACAAAUUUGUGUUCCCGCCUUCGUGAAAUAAUGCAAAGGAGAGUCGUACAAGAAAUAUAGUAUACCUGUACAGUAUUAUUCGACUGGUGUAGUAACAGACC